Molecule: messenger RNA, 4127 nt
Organism: Dermacentor andersoni
Lineage: Eukaryota; Metazoa; Arthropoda; Arachnida; Ixodida; Ixodidae
Source: RefSeq, a predicted model, not a curated record
AUGUCCGGCGGCUGGUCAACGGCCGUGUUCGGCUACCAACUGUGGGCCGCCCGGACGUCCGACGAAGGCCGCUGCCUGGUGCGCUCCUUCCUAGCUCGGGGCCAAGGCGAUGCCUGCGAGGCCGUGCCGGGUACGGGAGAGCUCGUCGUGACUGCUCCCGGCCGCAGGCGCGAUUGCGAGCUGACAAGAGUGUCUUGCUGGUCGAGCGGGCUCGAGACGCUCGCGCUCCGUGCCGGGAACGCAGUGUACACUUGGGACGAGGAGAGCGCCACGUUCAAUACUGCAGCCAGAGAGGUGGCAGCCGACGCCUCGCAAUGCACCGUGCUCGAUGGUCCGACGUUGGUCCAGCUAACGCCUGGCCGCUUGCUGCUCGAGCCUCUGCCGCUAACGGGUGGCCCUUCUGUCACGAUAGCCUUGGAAGAACAAAAGUCUGUCCAAGCCAUCUUGUCUGGUACCAGCUGCCAGGUAGCGAUCACUGGAGAGCCCUGUGAGCCACACUGGGUUCUUCUCUGUGUCCUGGCACUAAGGGAAGGCGCAUGCUUUGUUGCGGCUUCUGGCACUCGGACAACCCAACUGGGGACAAUGUUGUUCCUGGGCUCUUUGUACGAAAGGUCCCAUCUCACCGCUUGCCUUGUCACACUACCUUCAGAACACAGUGAUGCACCGGUCGCGUCCUGGGACCAGCUCAAGACAGUGUUUCGUGAUAAUGUGACCGUUGCGUGCACUGCGUCUGGUUCAGUGCUGGUGAUUGAAUCCGGCUGUCCCCGUUACCGGUGCCAGCUGCCGUCUGUGGAUGUUGCACGGUUGCAAGGGAGCUUCUUUUGCGGCAGCCUGGACUACAUGCUCAUCUGGUUCCGCUCCGGUGGUGGAGCAGUGAUUUCCCAGGAUGCGAGUGGGCGGUUCCAGUUGGGUGACCGCAUCGAACCUGGCCCCGAGAUUUCCUGCGGGGACCUGUUGGGCCUAGGCAGCGAGCAGGUUGUAGCAUGGGAGCCAGCGAGUAGCCGCAUCCGCUGCCUGCAGCCAAGUCAGUUUGCGGUGCAAGACGAAAGAGAAGAGGAAGCCACCGCUGCCAGUGGCCAGGCCUCUCAGGUCCUAGUCGACCUACUGCAGCACUACUCGGGCGCGAGCCAGGCAGCACUUGAAAAGCUCAGAAGAGCACGGGAGCAGGCAGAGUUGCUUUUGCACGAGACCACUCGGCCGUCGUUGGCCGCUGACAGCAGCCCUGUCAGAAACACAGCACUUCUCCCAGUACUUCCAUUGGAGCAGCAGCCAGCGGAAGAAGUGGAACAAGCAACACAAGUGCCGGAAGAAGCCAAACUGCUGGAUUCCUGGAUUCACGUCUGGGGUCGUCGUCUGCUACUGGGAUUCCGCUUCAGCCGACUACCUGGCAUGGAGCAUCCGCCACCUGCUGUGCUCGUAGUGAGCCCAGGAGUCACGUUCGGCGUCAGGACGUCGCUCGAGGAGGACGCGCUGGUGGUCGGCGCCAGCUGCUGCCUUCCUAGUGGUGCUGCUGGCCCCAUCACAGUCUGCGUCCUUGGAGGCACCAUGUUGAGGCACCAGUGCGAAAUAGACGUGCAGCAGUUACUGUGGUCCAAGCAGAGCCGGGUACCACCACGGCUUGCCCUCUGGUCGCUGACCGCAGGGCAGCCCAGCCGCCAUUUCUCCACCUCAACCACAGUAUUCAGGAGGCUGUGUUCCCUGGAUGGCCUGACGCGUCUGUACAGCGCUUUCUACAUCUGCUGUGACGGAGCCUCACCCCUCUUUCAGGCAAAUGUGGAGCUGCUACCUGAAGGAGUGCUCUGCCUUCGCGCACAGGACGAGGAUCAGCUGUCACUGUUUGAGCAGUGGCUGUGGCGGCAGUUGCCGGGCGCCAAAGAGAGCAUGACGCGAGUGUGUUCGCCGGCUGUGCAAACACGGCUGGCUACCCUGCUUCGUUCCGAGGUGCAGAGUGUGCGGGCACUGCUGCACGAGCCAUACGCGGAAGCCCGUCGCUCACUUCAGAACACCGAGUGGCGCACGGACUUCCUGGCACAGCUGGUCACAGACAAAACCUGACGCCUUCUGGUUCACAGUUUUGCUCUUGAGCUUGCAACAGCACUGCUUGUCAUGCAAACAGCCAUGCUCCAGCUAAUUCAGCAGAUAUAAACUGUACUCGGUGACAACCUAAGGAUUCAGUACAAUCUCCACCCACAAAACUGUACUGCAACUGCCCUCUGUGCCUUUCCACACUCCAAAACACAACUAGUGCUGGUAGACACUGAUAACAAAAGAACUUCACCUCCACGGCAACAUCACAUCGAUGAUUGAACAUGAAUGGCUGGUGCAUUUCUAUAAAGUAUCCUCGAGCUGGACAGCAGUGUUUUUAACUCGGCACAAGACCUCAGGUUGACACUGACUGUAGCACUUAGAAAUGGUAUCUGAAUGCACCGGUCCAUAAUCGCAUGUAUAACCUACUUCAAAAAUUUAAGAACAAAGGUGAUAAGCAAAUCAUAUGCAAUAUUUUGCCCAUAUUGUAAAGCAAUGCUUUGCAUUGCCGUGAAAGUCAUAGGAAUCUUUAGGUAUGUUACCAUUUUCUGAGGACGGCAUGUGAAAAUGCUUAAGCGAGCCCUCAUUAUCCCUCCACAUGGUGAAGCGUCACAUUGGGCUUGCACGCUGAGCUGCCAAGUUGAAAAGGCAAGGCAAGGCACUUCUCACAGAUGGAUGGGUGUUAGAAGCAGCCCCAGAGAAACCUGGUGGCCUCCAAGCCAAGCUUAUUCCACUGGGUAAACUUGCCACUACCGAGAACAACCUACUAUUCUAUUAACUUUACAUGGAAUUGGAAUUGACUUGAUUCUUGCCACGUGGUACACUCAAUUUCCACACCAACCCUUGCUCUUUGGUCUACCAUCAGCAGUAUUACAAUUGAUGGCCCAGUGCUACGGUUGUUCAAGCUUCUCCAGAAAUUGAUUUUCCUACAAUUUGGCACAGCUUCAUUGAAGUUAUUCUUUCAGGUUGAAUUGUUGCUUUCUAUAGCCACACAUUUCUCAAGAGUGGUGAAGUGUUCACAAAUAGUGCAUAUUGUCGUGCAAUUCCCAGCAAAGUCUCGACUUUUUCCAAUACUGUGUGUGUCGCCAAACAUAGACAAUGUCUGGGUUGACUUAUUCACCACAAACAAUAGGUGAUGACGAAAACGUGGCGCCUGUGACUCGUUUCUGCUUCCGGUGCGUACAGUUAGCAAAAGCAUAGCCUUUAAGAUCUGUUGCUCAGAGGCAACCAUCGCUGUGACGUGAAUUUGGGCACCACUUAUUCUUUACAUUCUAAUCAAUAGGUGAGGCUAAUUGUUUCCAUGCAACAAGCUUCCAAUGACAAAUAAGCUUCAAGAAACGUAAUUUUACACAAAGGUCUUUUUGAAACCAGAAAGACAGUGUACCACUAUAUACUGGCUGCAGAUGUAAACUUCAAUGCCAUGUUUCCCCAUAACAUUCAAACCAUAAUUAGCAGCAUGCCUGGAAGCUCCCGUCACUGCUGCUGCUCUUGCAUAUGCUUGAAAACAUCUACUCGUUGCAGCAGUAAGUUGGAAUCUCCUGUCUAGCAUGUUCUCAUUGAAGAAUACCUCGGCUAUCUGUCCUGCUGCAAGUGUUGCUCACAAAUGCAUUAAAUGUUUGUUUGUUCGUUUUUUAACACACACAUCAUCCCUUGUAUCCUUGAUCACAAACCUCAGCGCAGUUGUCAAGCAAUUAUGUUUCAGCUGUGGAGCGGCGACUGCCAUGCAACAUUUGCGUCGAAACCCACAACAUGCACACUGUAUGGUUUCACAUUACCGCCGCAAUUUCUUUUUCGAUUGCUAAACAAACUUUAGGUAGACAUGUUCUUAAACCCUGAACUUUGGCCCGGUAAUGCCCAACGUAGUAUAUAUGUUACGGUGCCUAAAAAAUUCUAAUUUAAGCACGGCAAACUCAACGCAUAGCCUAUAGUAGUGUUUUCGAUACGUUAGAGCAAGCUCACCACUUGUUGAUAUUCCAGCAAACCAGUUAUUAUUAUACCAAAUUAUUUUUACCUCAAAUAAAAUUUUGCUGUGGCUUUAUUUUUUUUUUACAAAUGUACUUUUCAUCGCCAGAAAUAAAGGUCAACAAUUUUUCUUCGUUUUC